This is a messenger RNA of Fragaria vesca subsp. vesca, 648 nucleotides long. RefSeq lists its product as uncharacterized. Gene Ontology annotation, molecular function: zinc ion binding; nucleic acid binding; aspartic-type endopeptidase activity. The transcript has a single exon. The record is from RefSeq and is a predicted model, not a curated record. The annotation marks the transcript as partial. Gene Ontology annotation, biological process: proteolysis. Lineage: Eukaryota; Viridiplantae; Streptophyta; Magnoliopsida; Rosales; Rosaceae.
GGGAAGGGCAAGGCCCUGGCAGGGAGUAGCAGUUCAGGGGACCACAGAGGUGGUCAUGGGAAGAGGCGGCGGACUCAUCAACUGGCUCCGGCUAGAGCAGCAGCUGCACCUAUUAGGACUCCACCUAUUAGGCAGGCAGCACCAUUGAAGUGUUUCAACUGUGGUGAGCCAGGCCACUUCUCUUCGGCAUGCACGAAGCCCAGGAGGCAAGGAUGCUUCACUUGUGGGCAGGCAAGCCAUUUUGCCAGGGAUUGCACCCGACCUCAGGCUGUAGGACAGGGUGUUCAGCAGAGACCAUUACUUCCAGCGCCAGCCAGAGUUUAUGCCAUUGGUCAGCGUGGUGCAGGAGUGGAAGGUACCAUUCUUGUUUAUGAUCUGCUUGCUUCAGUUUUGUUUGAUACGGGGGCAACCCAUUCCUUCAUAUCUAGCUCGAUGGUGAGGGCAUUAGGCUUGACUCCAACACCGCUUACUAGAUCUCUUUGUGUUUCUUCGCCUCUCAGUGUUUCUAUUGAGCUUGGCACUUUAUGUGAUGCUUUCUCUAUAGUGAUCAGUGGGAGAGAGUUCCUUGCUUCACUGAUUGUGAUUCCAGACCGCUCCUAUGAUGUUAUUUUGGGAGUGGAUUGGCUAAGGCCAAAUCGCUUUGAUUGA